CACCCAGUCACUCGCCUUCACUCCGUCUUACUUUGUACACACACCCCCAGCAGGUGCUUUCACUUGACGUUUAGUUUGCAGUUGUGCUUUAGGCUGUGUCUUUUCAGGUUAAGUGUACUUCUGCUUAAAAGCCUGGGACAUUCUCAGGCCUCAGCCUGGGGGUUCAGCAGCAGUCAUCAGUGGGUCCUCAGGCAUCACUUAGGUGUCCCAUUUGAGACAAGUGUUGUACGGAAACCGCUCUACACCAUCUAUCAUCUUGUCAUUUGCCUUUGGAGCAUCUUUGCACUGGUAGCAGUUAUGUCAAACCCAAUGAGCAGUUUAUCAGAGGGCGCAGUGUACAGGUCCCGGAUCGGAAUGACGGAGGACUCCCUUGCCCUCUUGGAGCGUAACAGAUGCUCUGGAGAUCCCUGGGACAUAGGGGACACUAAACCAAGCAUGGAAGCUGUGGAGCGUGGGGUGCCAGGCCUUUAUCUCUCCUGCUUUGACAUGCUUCUCACUGAAGAUGCCACAUGGCUGGUGAAAGUUUCAGAGGCCUCCCCUGCGCUGGCUGUACCUAUGAAUCGCAUGGAGAGCCGGGAGGAACCCGAGCAGUGCCCAGUCAUUGAUAGCCAGGAGCAGGGACUCUCUCCUGAUCUGGAAGGGCAGGAGGAAGAGCGAUCCUUGGAGCAGGUGCAGAGCAUGGUUGUGGGAGAGGUGCUGAAAGACAUUGAAACAGCCUGCAAGCUGCUCAACAUCACUCCAGAUCCUAUCGAGUGGAACACAGGGAACGUCCAGAAGUGGCUGCUAUGGACUGAACACCUGUACAGGUUGCCCCAUGCAGGAAAGGCUUUCCAGGACCUGACAGGAAAGGAUAUGUGUGCCAUGAGUGAGGAGGAAUUUCGUCACCGCUCACCACAGUGUGGAGACACGCUGCACGCACACAUGGACAUAUGGAAAUCAGCUGCCUGGAUGAAAGAGAGGUGCUCUGUUGGAGACACCAAAACUGCAGGCAACGAGGAUCUGUGGUCCGAGGCAGAUUCUUCUUGUUCGGGUCAACCUAUUCACCUGUGGCAAUUCCUCAGAGAGCUGCUGCUCAAACCCCACAACUAUGGACGCUGCAUACGCUGGCUCAAUAAAGAAAAAGGUAUUUUUAAAAUCGAAGACUCGGCUCAUGUGGCAAGACUGUGGGGUCUCAGAAAGAAUCGGCCUGCGAUGAACUAUGACAAACUGAGCCGUUCCAUUCGUCAGUACUACAAGAAAGGUAUCAUCCGGAAGCCUGACGUGUCUCAGAGACUGGUAUACCAGUUUGUUCACCCAGUAUGAGGCUUCACCAGACUGGAAGAGGAGGAGGGAGGUGGAAACCUACAACAUUAGAAUGAGACAUUAUAUCUCCAUGCACUUGACCACAUAUGAAAAGUGUCAUGGAACACGUGCACUGACUGACUCUAAUGGUACGAACUUCCACUUCCAGGGCUGAAAUAACAGCUGGCAGCUGCUGCAUGAAGACUUUUAUGUGCAGGGGAUGUGAGGAAAGACAAAACAUUGUAGCUGUGGUGACUCAUUUUUUUUCUUUUUUUUUUUCCGUCCUGCUGCAGAUUAAAAUAAACGAACUGCCUUGUCGUUUGCAUGAUCUGCCUGAUUAUUUUUCCAAAAUAUUAUUCAUAGUGUAACAAAAUUAUAGCUGAUUGCUUUUCCUGACAAGCUUCAGGUAGCCUCCCUGCAGCUACACUUGUUUUGUCCUUUUGCUUCACUCGUUUGCACUACUACAGUUGUGCUGCCAAACCUGUGCUUCCACAGGACCUGCCCAACUCUUUGUACUGUCUCUCAGAGGUACAGAGGAGAACACGCAAUGAAUUAGGAUCAGAAGGGAUAUCCUCAAACCCUUCUGCGGUUCAGAUAAUGCCACUUGUGUGUAUUUUUGUAUUCUAUGUGUAGUUUUGUAAAGAGUAAUACAUUUCCAGGUUUAUUUUUAAUCCAUCCAAUCCAUCAGCUCUAUAUAUGGUUGUAUGCUGCAUCACUAAAGUUUUCGACACAAAGGGCUAAAAAAAAUUACUAUGACAUGAAUAGUCAUAUAAAAACUGAUUAAAAAUAUUCAGUUAAAUUAUGGUGGAGCCUCACUAGCUUUGUCAGCUGCACAGAAGUUCAUCCUCCCUGGAGGAUUAAUUCUAAUUAAUUUGUUAUUUUGCUUUAGCUCAGAAGUUGUUGUGUUUCUGAUUGAGACGCAUCGAUUUUUGUUGGAUUAAUUGCCAGCUACACUGGUAUUGACACUGAUCACCCAAAUGGCCACGUGCUUCAAACGUUUGUAUCAAUGCCAGGUUACAAACCCUGUUGAACAUGAGUGUUAGCUGCAGAGCUAUGUGAAAUAAACUCCAUUAUCUUAAAGAGAAAAGAUAUUUCAGUCUACUGAACAGAAUCUUUCUCGAUUAUUCACUUUCAUGCUUGUGUAUUGUUAUAUUUCCUUUGCUUUGGGUUCCUCUAUUUUACACCAGUUUAUCCAUACCAGCUGUCUAUUUUCAUGUGGAAAGUAAUUGUCUGCCUGCACAAGGACACAUCAUGCAAGCUUCAAACAAGACAUAAUAAAAUAUUUUUAAAUGUAUCUGUGUGGUGUCACUGAGAGUUUGAACUGUAGAUGAAAUUAACCACAUUAUUUGUAAAAGUUGCCAUAAUGUCAUUAAUUUUCAAGUGUGCUCUUUUCUGCCUGAUGUCUUUCUAUCACACUGCAGCUUUCUUUUGUAGUUUAGUUCAGUUAGUAUUUAGUUCAACAGGCUGUAAAGUGUGAGGUGUGCAUUCCUAGGCUGUGAGUUAAAGAGUGAACAUCUGCCAAGAUAAUAUGGCUUUGAGGUAAACGGAGCAGGUUAAUCUAAAAAAAACAAUUGCUUCCAUUUUCUUUUGCUCAAUGAGUCAGAGGCAAACUUGUUUCUGGAUGUUCUGAUCUGACUGCCAAUGUUGCUGAGGGAAUUGUAAAUUAAAGAGAUUGUGUUACUGUAUAUUGGGAUGACAGACUUUCGGUGAUUACUGUGAUUAUUUAAGUACUUUAAGAAAUCAUAAUAAGGUGGAUAAAAUGGUAUGCUUCAGGGAGCAGAGCAAAAUUAAAUACAGCAAGAAUUUCUGCUUUUUCCACCUUCGUGAGCAUUUUCUAAAAAAUGAAAAAGAUCAACUCUGGAUUGAAAUAUAUUUUCAUUCUGAUGAAGGUGUAGCACUUUUUGAUUAUCAGGACUCUGCCAGCAAGUAAAAUAUGUACACUGUGUGUAUGAUCCCUGUCAAUGAGGAAAAGGAAAAUAAACAAA
Messenger RNA from Melanotaenia boesemani (Boeseman's rainbowfish), 3266 nucleotides. RefSeq names its product SAM pointed domain-containing Ets transcription factor. Gene Ontology annotation, cellular component: nucleus. Gene Ontology annotation, molecular function: sequence-specific DNA binding; DNA-binding transcription factor activity, RNA polymerase II-specific. Gene Ontology annotation, biological process: regulation of transcription by RNA polymerase II; cell differentiation. The transcript is spliced from 6 exons. The record is from RefSeq and is a predicted model, not a curated record. Bases 298 to 1302 code for a protein of 334 amino acids. Lineage: Eukaryota; Metazoa; Chordata; Actinopteri; Atheriniformes; Melanotaeniidae.